CUUUCCAGAUUUAGAUACGGAACCCAAAAACCGGAACGGAUGAUCAUCCCGUCGAUAUAAUUAUAGAUCAAGGUUAUGUUCCCCCAUCAUUCUCAAGAAGAAACCAACCUUUUUUUUUUUACAUUACCUAUUUAUAUUUCUCUCUUUUCUUUUGUCAUCAGUCUUGCAAUGGACUAUUUUAUUAAAAAAACACACUUGUAUACACUACAGGCUUUGCUUUUUUCUUUCGCCUCGUGUAUACGCCUUCUUUUGCAUUUCUUACAACAUGGAUCGUGUGAUAUUCAGUGAUUUCAAAAAUACAAUGAGCAUCUCUUUUUUAAAAUAACACCCAACACGCUCAAAUAGACCUGUCAAAAAUACGCUAUUCUCCUUGUCAUGCGCUUCUUUUAACACGAGUACAUAUCUUUUUUUCAUGGUGUGAUUCAAAAAAAAAAGAA
Messenger RNA from Mucor mucedo, 437 nucleotides. RefSeq lists its product as uncharacterized. NCBI's taxonomy places the organism in Eukaryota, Fungi, Mucoromycota, Mucoromycetes, Mucorales, Mucoraceae. Bases 76 to 288 code for a protein of 70 amino acids. The record is from RefSeq and is a predicted model, not a curated record. The transcript has a single exon.